UCAGGACUUAUGAAUCUUUAAAGUUGAAUCUGAUGGUUGCUUCAAAAAAUACAUAUAUUUACCACAUUUUCCAAAGCUUCAGAAAGUUUUUUAGUUUAUUCCAGUUGCUAGGAGACGGUAAGCCGGAAGAGGAAAUACCUUUCAAGACAACUUCCUGAAGAGGCCGCCAUGGCUACCAGGGAGGAAGUACUCGCCUUGCAAGCUGAAGUUGCCCAGCGUGAGAAAGAGCUGGGUUCUCUCAAGCAGAGGCUGGCGGCGGCCCUUUUGGCGGAGCAGGAGCCAGAGCUGCUGGUUCCGGUGUCGCCCCUGCCGGCGAAGGCCGCCCUGUCCCGAGAUGAGAUUCUGCGCUACAGCCGGCAGCUCGUGCUGCCUGAGCUGGGCGUGCACGGACAGCUGCGCCUGGCGACAGCGUCGGUGCUAAUCGUGGGCUGCGGAGGGCUCGGCUGCCCACUGGCGCAGUACCUGGCCGCGGCCGGUGUAGGCCGCCUGGGCCUUGUGGACUACGACGUAGUAGAAAUGAGCAACCUGCCCCGCCAAGUGCUGCAUGGCGAGGCACUGGCCGGCCAGGCCAAGGUCUUUUCUGCCGCCGCCUCGCUGCGCCGUCUCAAUUCGGCCGUGGAGUGCGUGCCGUACGCCCAGGCGCUUACGCCAGCCACCGCACUAGACCUAGUCCGCCGCUAUGACGUGGUGGCUGACUGCUCUGACAACGUGCCCACUCGCUACCUGGUUAACGACGCAUGUGUGCUAGCCGGCCGGCCCCUCGUGUCGGCCAGCGCGCUGCGCUUCGAGGGCCAGAUCACAGUCUACCACUACGAGGGCGGGCCUUGCUAUCGCUGCGUAUUCCCCCAACCACCUCCGGCUGAAACGGUGACCAACUGCGCGGACGGCGGGGUGCUCGGUGUCGUUACUGGGGUCCUGGGAUGCCUGCAGGCGCUGGAAGUGUUGAAGAUCGCUGCAGGUCUGGGCCCCUCCUACAGUGGCAGCCUGUUGCUCUUUGAUGCCCUCAGAGGACGUUUCCGCUGUAUUCAGCUGCGGAGCCGCAGGCCCGACUGUGCAGCUUGCGGGGAGCGGCCCACCGUGACUGACCUGCAGGACUAUGAAGCUUUCUGUGGCUGCUCAGCCACCGAUAAGUGCCGCUCCCUGCAGUUGCUGAACCCAGAGGAGCGAGUUUCUGUCACCGACUAUAAGCGACUUCUGGAUUCUGGGUCACCCCACCUGUUGCUGGACGUCAGGCCUCAAGUGGAAGCGGACAUCUGUCGUUUGCCUCAUGCCCUACACAUCCCUUUAAAACAUUUGGAACGGAGGGAUACGGAGAGUCUGAAACUCUUAGGAGAAGCAAUCCAGAAAGGGAAGCAGGGCGCACAGGAAGGAGUAGCUCUUCCCAUUUAUGUGAUUUGCAAGCUUGGCAAUGACUCCCAGAAGGCCGUGAGGAUCCUGCAGUCCUUGACAGCAGCCCGAGAACUAGACUCUUCAACAUUUCAGGAUGUCGUGGGCGGCCUCAUGGCCUGGGCCACCAAAAUCGAUGGGACGUUUCCGCAGUACUGAGGUGGCGUGCAUUGUCUACCCUGAGAAAGAUGUGGAUUGUCAUUUUACCCUCAACAUAUAUUACUUGCAUUUUUUUCAGUAAUGUACAGAAGAGACGGAUUUUACAACAUUUGUGAAUACAUGGACUCCUUGUCAUAAGGGGCUUUUUAACCAUAAUUUACUGGAUGGCAUAGCCAUUAGUGGGUUAUGAUACCUAGAACUGUCUUGUGUUUUCAGCAGUGAAGGGUGUCUUGAAUAUGUGAGAUAUAAUAUGACAGGAUUUUGUGUUUUAAACUGCAGGUCAUUUGCCUGUCCUGCUUUUUUGUCCCCCACCUUUCCUAGUCAAAAAGCUCUCUAAAUAGUCUAUUUUAUGUCUGGAAUUAAGUUGUAGUAAACUUAGUGCACACACAUUGAUCACGGAUGGUAUACUUAAGGUCAGUUAUUGUUUACUGACAUUCUUUGGGUCUACUGUAUUUCUAAUUCAAAUGAUAGAAUAUAUCUUACAGAAAUAAGUGUUUAAAAUGUAAAUUGUUCUAAUUACCUAGGAAGUGGUCAUUCUGUUAAAUAUUUUGAAUUAAUAAAGUGAAAUAUUCACAGGUUAGCAAGAUGAAGCCACUUUUGUAGCCUGUCAAUUUCUCGAAUAAAUUGCUGAUUUUUUCCUCAAAGUUAGCUUUUCUAGGUUCCACCUUAUGCUGUGCACGUAGACCAUUUCUAAACUGUACAUUAUGGUUGACCUACUUUGGACCCCAAAAUCAGUAUUGAAUUAAAGGGGAAUAGUGGACAUUCUUAUCUCCUCAAUCACCUGGGAAAGACUAUUUGACUAGUAUUACUUGUUGCUUUGCUGUGGAUUAAUAAUACCCUUAAUCAGAUUAAAGAAAUUUCCUUCUGUUUAUAGUUUGCUAAGUGUUAUCAUUAAAUUCUUCAAAUGCUUUUUGCUCUAUAUUUAUUAAAUUAUGUACUUCUGUUAA
Pteropus alecto (black flying fox) is the source of this 2492-nucleotide messenger RNA. It is a transcript of the gene MOCS3, whose product is annotated as molybdenum cofactor synthesis 3. Gene Ontology annotation, molecular function: URM1 activating enzyme activity; adenylyltransferase activity; thiosulfate-cyanide sulfurtransferase activity. NCBI's taxonomy places the organism in Eukaryota, Metazoa, Chordata, Mammalia, Chiroptera, Pteropodidae. The record is from RefSeq and is a predicted model, not a curated record. Gene Ontology annotation, biological process: protein urmylation; tRNA wobble position uridine thiolation. The coding region runs from base 169 to 1545 and encodes 458 amino acids. The transcript has a single exon. Gene Ontology annotation, cellular component: cytoplasm; cytosol.